ACCUUGGAGAGCUUUCAUAUCAAGGUUGCUUCAUCUCUUCCUGAAAGCAGCACAGAGAGCAAGGCUGUCUGCCAUGGGGAGGGCACCCUGCUGCGAUAAGGCAAACGUCAAGAAAGGGCCAUGGUCGCCUGAAGAAGACACAAAGCUCAAGGAGUACAUUGAGAAGUAUGGCACUGGUGGAAACUGGAUCGCUCUCCCCCACAAAGCUGGUCUGAAGAGGUGCGGAAAGAGUUGCAGACUUCGAUGGCUUAAUUAUCUCAGGCCAAACAUUAAGCAUGGAGAAUUCUCUGAUGAUGAAGACAGGAUAAUAUGCAGCCUCUUUGCAAGUAUUGGUAGCAGGUGGUCGGUGAUUGCCGCUCAGUUGCCGGGCAGGACAGACAACGACAUCAAAAACUACUGGAACACCAAGCUGAAGAAGAAGCUGUUCGGAAGGCAGAAAGACCAGCAGCAGACAGGCCGCAACUCUGCACGGAAAUCACAGGCGAAUCCGAUCAUCCCCACCAAAUCAACCCUCCUGGAACCAACCAAGAACGAGUCGUCCCUUCUAUCCUUUGAAAACCUUCACUUUCCCACCUCCAUAAUUAUGAACUCACACCAACAGCAGGAGCAGCAGAAUGUUUUAGAGACCUCUUCAGACGUCUCCCAACUCAACUACAUAUGGCCCGGCCUCCUACCACUCAACCUCGACCACCACCAACCUGCACCAUUCUCCACCUGCAUGUUCAGUGCUGACCAGAGCUGCAGCUCCUCCGAUGGGAGUUAUAAUCAAGUUGCAGCGGUGAAGACGGAGAUGAUGCCCAAUGAAAUAAUCGACACCAUUGCCCUUGAGAACCUCCUCUUGCCACAGAAGGGUAGCGUGGACAACCAGAACUCUUACAGAUUCGUUCUUGGCGGAAACAGUGGAGGCUUCGAAGGCGACAGUACCGCGAUGUGGGGUGCAACCCCUUUGUUCUCCGAUUACGAAGACUCCAAGCCGUUUACAGGACAGGAUUUCAAUAACUUGUUGCUAGGUAGUACUGCGGUUAGUGCCAAUAACAUCUCUCAUUGUUUCUCUCAGGAGAGAAUCAUGUACUAGUUGCAGAAAAUUUCAGGGUUUUUUAACUUGGGGUUUGAAGUGGGGAGUGGAGAUUACGGAAUUCAGAUGAUUUUUCUGUGCAUUUUGUAAAUAAUAAUCACACCCCACUUCAGCCUUUGUAUUCAGUUUAGAUUUCGUGAGCAAUAAAUGGUUCUCGAGAAAAGUUCAAGGCACCGGCCAUUA
Molecule: messenger RNA, 1258 nt
Organism: Nymphaea colorata (pocket water lily)
Lineage: Eukaryota; Viridiplantae; Streptophyta; Magnoliopsida; Nymphaeales; Nymphaeaceae
Product: transcription factor MYB36-like
Exons: 3
Coding region: 74-1075 (333 amino acids)
Source: RefSeq, a predicted model, not a curated record